CAGCGGGCUCAGUGAGAGCAGCUUCCGUCAGAGAGAGCAGCAUCAGCGGCGUAUGUGGAGCCUCUGAGCACCACAGGGAGACGACUACACUCAAAUAACGUGACUAUGUACCCGAAAGAUAUUUUUUUUAAACGCGUCCUCUCACUGAUUUUAUACCCUUUUAUUGCGUUAUUAUAAUUAUCCUUUUUUUUUUUGUACUGGAGGGGAGCAGCAAAGCGAGGCUUCACUGCGGCUUCAUCAAUCAUCAAUUUCCUCUUCCAGCCCUGGGAAUUACAAUGAAAAAUGUAGGUGACACAUUUUCUCUAACAAUCCAGGAGUCACAAUAGCAUCCAAGGUGAAGACGGCAAAGAAGAAAGCAGGGGGAAAAUGGUGACGGGUGCCGCAUCUAUAGGAUCAGCAUCCUCUCUGUGGAGCCCCUGCGUAAAAGAAAAGUGUGGAGACUGGUGAACGAGUGGAUGUGAAACAAAGAGAAAGAAAGACUUGAAGAAGCAGAGGAUCUCAACAGGACUGCCCCUGUUCACAUGGAGCUUUUCUGGGGGAUUUUCUCAGCUGCUUUCAAAGCCGAGGCUCUUCACUAACUUUAACAACUCCCUUUCCACUAUUUUUACUUUAUUGUUAUUGUUGCUGGGAUAGAGGUUACGGACCUCUUCCCUUUUCUCGUCUGCUGUUUUGUUCUAAGCAAGACCAAAACCAGGUGCCAAACUGACUGUGUCAAGAGAAAAAGCAAAAAAUCUAUGAAACUAACCAUCACCAAAUCAUCAUAAGAAGAGUUUAUUUAGUCAUUUAGCUUUUGAAAACAAGAUUUAGUAACAAUAUUAACUUUAUUUCUCCCCAACUCCUGAAACAUACAUAGACAUUACAUCCAAUUAAAAUCAUAUUUAGUCUCAACACAUCACAGCAUAUUGAAGAGAGACUUUAUAAAACCGAACAGAACAACCGUAAAACUUAAUAUCCAUUGUCUUCGGUCAGUGUUUGCAUAGCUGCUGCUCUUAAUGCUGAAACUGAGAGAUUUUCCUUACCAGGAUGAUGAUCAGUGCAUUAUUGGUUCAAAGUGCUUUAUAAACAGAUCCUCCAGCCGAUGGUUCGCUUGUAAUUGUGUGUCACAGAAGAGGCGCGCCGAAGCAGUGAUAACUCUGGAUCUGACGCCGUCUGAAUACUUUAAAGCUUCGGCAGGACGGCGUUUGACUGAUAGGCAACACGAACUACGUCUAACCCGAUAAAUAUAGGCACCACCGCUGCUGCUGCUGUUAUCAAAGGCUUGGAGAUAUACCGCCGUCUCAGUCUGCGCUGUGAAACACUGUUGGCACUUUGCUCCUUCUUCCAGUUGCUUAUAUGAGAGAGGCCUCUCACUCUUUGUCGUCUUCUGUUUCUUCCACACGUGGCGCUCGAUUACGCCACGCUGAACAACCUGAAAGCCCCCUUUAUCUAAUCCCAGUGACCUCUUCAACUCUUUUGCAUUCUUCCUUUUAUUCUACUACAACCAUGCAAUUUUAAAACCUUUCACUGUAUUUAGAUUUUUUGUGGAAGGAGAUCAAGUUUGUAAAAAACAAAUAAACAAGAGGACAUAACCUAAAGCCAUACUGAACACCAGCCAUAAAAAUACCUUUCACAUUUACCGAACACCUCACAAUGUUUAAGAUUUCUUCAACAAAGUGAUCCUCAAACACAUCAGUGCACAUACACAUUCAGGGAGUCAGUGAAGAAACUGCUAAACCCUAAAUUGCAUACAUUUGGAUGAAAGAACAGCUUUGUAAGUUCAGACUUUUCUACCUGUGUCUUUCUAGAUCGCACUCCGUGCUAACUCGCCUGCGGUGUCAAGCGUGGCAGUGAACGUGACCGUGUCGAGUUCCCGGUUGUCGCCCCGUGUUCCUCUGUGUUGACGGAUGAAUCCGGACAUUUUCAUGUCUGUUCUGUGGGCAGAACCUCGCUGCCCUGCUAGAACCGGGCCCAAGCCCUCCUUCGUUCUCUUCUGUUGGGCCAAGCUAAAUUCAGAGCAAAGACACUCACACAAGGGUAUCGAACGCACAUAGAUCCUCACGUUUUUUAGAAUCUUUUCUUUCUGUGAUUUUGUCUCCAGUUUCUCGCUAUUGAUCACUCUUUUGUGAAUGCCUUUUCAUGCUCAUUCAUUGACCUGAUCUCUGUCCUCUAAACAUUUGAUGCUGCUUAACGCUUUCAUUCAGCAGUACCUUUAUUAGUCCAACUCACUGUCCACAACUUCUAAAUUCACUGUUCUACUGUAAUUUCAAGCAUAUUGACCUUUACUGGUUCUCUUCCUAUUAAUAGUUUCAAGGGAAGAGCUUGUGUAUUGGCAAAUUAUGAGCAUGAUAUAAAAAAAAAAUACAAAUUUAAGUCACAGCUUGUGCCAAAUUCAGACCGACUUCCUCUCAGCUUGUUCAGUGAACAAAGCUGAGAUCUCUAAAGCUGCCAGCACUGUUGUUUACAGACACGAGAGACACACGGCUCGAGGAUUUAAAUUUGAUUUGAGAAACAUUAUUUUUCCCAUGUAUGAUUUUACACAUCAGUUAUCCACACAGGACAAAAGAAGUGCCAGACUCGAACAAGAAUAGAUCCAACAUCUGUUAAAGCUCAUCUAACGUGAAAACUAAAGUUUACAUAAAGCGCUAAAUGUUUACAGACUACAUUUUCCAUUGCAGUUUCUUACGUGAACUGUUGUGCCAUAAACGACUCCCAGAAAACUCUUCAGUAGGAGAUAUAAAACUCUUUUUUUCUGGAGGGGUCAUUAUAUUAAAAGAGUUUACAGUUUUCUUGCUCUCAUUUUGUUUACAGGAAAUGUCAAAAGAUUACUGCCUAUUUUGAAGAUUUUAAAUUUUGGCCAACAGACUGUAAAAUGUCACUUUGUCGACUGACAGACCAAAAUUAAAUACUUGCUGCCAUAAAACAAGCAACAUUGUUCUAUAUUUAUAAUCAGUUUUCAUUUGAAUUGAUUAUUUCAGAACUACAGCCAUUUCACAGGCAGUUCAUAUAGGGCCUAAAAACUCUGAAAGACCUCAAUGUUUACAAAAGCUGCUUAAGGGAAGGAUUUUGCUGCGUUCCAUUUACCUCGGAAGUCGGAGCUGGGAAUGACGUCACACCCGAGUUCCAGUUAACAAGUCGGAAAACCUCCCUCGGCCAGCCAUUGUUUACAACUAGCCGGGUUAGCUAUUGAUACGCCACAUUGUACGGUAUUUACUCAUACUAAACACUGUAGCAACACGACCACAGACAGCAGUUGGACAGCACUUUGUGUACGAAGACUUAUGAGUCACAAGUACACAGAAGAGCUAGUAAACAGUAUAAACUACAGCUACUACAACUAGCAACUACAACUGUUCAUACCCCGACAGCCAUCUUGGAUCACGAAGUCGGGGUAGUGCGGUUCUCCUGACUUCCGACUUAAGGGGUCGUUCCCUUUGAAAUUUUGACCUUUGGACUCGGAAAUUCCGACUUCCCAUGUCGAAUGGAACGCACCAUUUGUAUACGGAGAGAAAUGUUUACAUUUAGGUGAAAGACUGAAAAGCCAAACAUUGCUUGAACAAAGAGAAUCUGCUGAACUCCGAGAGAAACCCUUUGCACCUGUGCAGUGUGUGCAGAACAAAAAAGGAUUCAUCCCACUGGAGUUAAAACUUUUCAUACAAAACUCCAAGAAGCUGCCAUCUUGGAAGUGGACGCUGAUAAGGAGGAGUGUUUAUGUGAAUUGUUUUUACGACUGCUCAAGAAAUUUGUGUUAAAACAAUGAAACCUGCAAUUUCAAGAGGGAUGUUUUGCUUGUCCCUUGUUCUCCUGCUUUACUGCUGCCUCACUGUUUCCACGCUAACCAUAACCACGGAGCGACGCGCUGUUGAUAGCGAUGUCAGGACUCUGACCAGCAGCAAAAACGCUGCUGCGGCUGCUAAAAGGAGCACCACCUUGUUCCUGCUGACCGGCUACAAGCCACCAUUGCCACCGCUGCCCGCCGGACCCAAAGUGGCGCCGAAAGCAGCUGAGGUGGAAGAUGGAGAUGAUCCACCGGUUAUGGCCGAGCUCCCUCCAAAGCCCCUCCCUCAGACCAUGUUGCCAAAGAACAUGACGGCCGACGCCCUGAAGCCUCCGCUCGGUGCGGCCCAGGUGGCUCCACCUCCAAGACAGCUGGUGGAUGUGGACGUGUGCAGGGGUUACUAUGACGUCAUGGGGCACUUUGACAGCACGUUCAACUGCUCCAAGGACAGCUACAUCUACUGCUGCGGUACCUGUCACUACCGGUUCUGCUGCGAGCACCAGAGGAACCGGCUGGACCAGAACUCCUGCCACAACUACAACACUCCCGUCUGGGCGGACCCACAGGUCCCCGUCACCGUGCCCGUGGGAAACAAGCCCGACCCGGACUUUGAGACGUUGCAGCAGCAGAACAGCAGUACGGCCUAUGUGAUUGGAGGGGUUAUCUCCUUCACGCUGGUGGUGGCCGUGGGCGUCAGGAUUGCCUUCAGCAAGGUGGCACGCCGACCCCGCAACAGGGACAUCAACAUGCCCAGAUCACUGGUGGAUAUCUUGCGUCACCAGUCGAGCCCGGUGCAGCAGGGAGAGAGGAACAACUCCACAGGGUUACCUACCACCACCUCAGACGGACGGACAUCCAAAAACCUCUACACCCCGAUCCUGCAGAGCAAAGACAACCGCACUGGGAACUUGCACCACCAUUUUAACCAGCAGGGGUCUGCUUCCAGCCCCAAACACUCUGCUACCAUCGAGCGUGGAUCCCGUAUGAACAACACCUCCCAGCUCUCCUCUGGACCCACCCUGCUUACAGGUAGCGGGAAAGGUCCCAGUGGCGGCGCCGUUGGUGGCGGCAGCAUUAUCGGUGGGGGUAUGAGACACAACAGCAGCCAUCCUUCCUUCUCCCACUCCUUCCACAAUCUGGCCCAGCUGCCGCCGUCCUACGAGUUGGCCAUGAAACCUGAGAUCAACCGCUACAGCUCCCUGAAGAGGCUGGAGAAAGAACUUGACGAGUACUCCAGCUACUACUCCAAACGCCGCCCCAACAACGCACCUCCCUCCUUCCACUCCUCGCAGCACCACCUGCCCUGGGGAGGUGAGUACACGCUGGGCUCCAGGGGCACGCUGCCCCUCCAUGGCUCCCGGCCUCGCAUCCACAUCCCCUCCUCCACCCCGAACCCUUACCCGCUGCCCGCCCAGACUCAGUAUACCAGCUCCAGCUUCGACAGGCCGCCACGCCGCGUCCGGUCCCAGGACCAGCUGCUUGCGCUCGGGGAGGGCAACACGCUGUCCCGCCUGUCCAAGAACCAGCAACACCAGUACUACAAAGCCAUGAUGAGCACCAGCAGGAGCUCUAACUCGCAGACACUCCGCAGGUCCCAUGAGAGGCUUCUGAUCUCACCUGACCGUCUGGAGGACCAGCUGGUGGCGAUGGGUCUGAUGGUUGGAGGAGGUGACAGAGGAGCAGGAAGCGGGAUGGUGCCCACCAUGGGCCGGCUCAGCCACCACCAGAAGGCCCAGUCGCAGCAGAACAUCUGUGCCACGCCGUCCUUGGAUCGCCACCACAUGAUCAAGAUGAACUCCCACCCAACGCCUGGCCACGACCACGACCGCAGCUCCGCAGCCAUGCCCGGGAUGGGCAUGCACAGCGGCUGGGACCCCCACAGCAGCAGCGGAGGUGGAAUAGGGACGAUCGGAGCCCACCACAACGCCCGGCGGAUGGCUUUUGCCAGCAAGAGGCAGAACACCAUCGAGCAGCUGCACUUCAUACCGGGAGGAGGAGGAGUGCAGGGACUGCGGACUGGGAGUAAGAACGAGGUGACAGUGUGAGAGGACGAGGGAGGCAAAGAGUGAGGAAGAUGAAGAGUAGAGAGGUGAAGGCUGAUGUUGUAAAGAAGCUGGAGAGUCAGUGGACAGUGGAACGGGAGGUGGCGAGGCAUUUAGUGGGAGACAUGAGGAGGAAAAGAUAACUGUGAAGAAGAAGGAAAAGGUUUGAUCUCAUGCUGGCUGCUUCACAGGGCUGCACUCUUCCCUGAGAGCAAGCAGUAAACAGCCCCCCCCCCCCUUCAUUAAACAAAAAGUGGUGG
This is a messenger RNA of Micropterus salmoides (largemouth bass), 6056 nucleotides long. It is a transcript of the gene shisa7b, whose product is annotated as shisa family member 7. Gene Ontology annotation, cellular component: postsynaptic density; postsynaptic membrane; dendritic spine membrane. Lineage: Eukaryota; Metazoa; Chordata; Actinopteri; Centrarchiformes; Centrarchidae. The transcript is spliced from 10 exons. The coding region runs from base 3733 to 5799 and encodes 688 amino acids. Gene Ontology annotation, biological process: regulation of AMPA receptor activity; regulation of short-term neuronal synaptic plasticity. The record is from RefSeq and is a predicted model, not a curated record.